AUGCAGGCCGCCGCCCCGCAACCGCCGCAGAUUGAAAACUCGACGACGGCGUCGACGUCGUCCCUCGUCGACGUCGACACGCCCUCAGUCCGGACCGUCCCCUCCGACUUUGGCGACCAGGACGUGCAGACGGACACGCAGGCCGACCGCAUCGAGCGCGAGGAGGAGGAGGACAAGGCCGCGGCCGCCGAGGCCAAGCGCAAGGCCAGGUCGGCGCGCGAGCGGGCCGCCGCGAGGGCCCGCAGCGCCGACAACUGGCUCGUGGCCAAGAUCGCGUCGCUCGGCGACGGCGCCGCCACGGCCCUCUUCGCCGGAAACCUCGUCGUCGUCAUGGGCCUGGGCGCCGUCGUGGGCUACAAGGCGUGGGGCCUCUACGAGCGCCGCGCCCUGGGCUGGAAGGGCGUCGGUCUCGGCCUGGGCCUCCUGGGCAUUGUUGGCCUUGGAGAAGGUGUCUUUACUUCGGCAUACCUCAAGGCUAAGGGCAAGAAGCAAUGA
Molecule: messenger RNA, 495 nt
Organism: Gaeumannomyces tritici R3-111a-1
Lineage: Eukaryota; Fungi; Ascomycota; Sordariomycetes; Magnaporthales; Magnaporthaceae
Exons: 2
Coding region: 1-495 (164 amino acids)
Cellular component (GO): mitochondrial outer membrane
Molecular function (GO): nascent polypeptide-associated complex binding
Source: RefSeq, a predicted model, not a curated record